Molecule: messenger RNA, 690 nt
Organism: Salarias fasciatus (jewelled blenny)
Lineage: Eukaryota; Metazoa; Chordata; Actinopteri; Blenniiformes; Blenniidae
Gene: sycp3
Product: synaptonemal complex protein 3
Exons: 8
Coding region: 1-690 (229 amino acids)
Biological process (GO): meiotic cell cycle; spermatid development
Cellular component (GO): synaptonemal complex
Source: RefSeq, a predicted model, not a curated record
AUGGUCAAAGGCAGAAAGCCGAUGAAGAAAAAACCUUCUGAGUUUGAAUUGACUGAAGAGAACGGAAAGAAAGAACUGAACGGAUCAGAAGAGGAAGUCCAACCGAGGGAAACUCCAAACACAGCAAAAGCAGUGAAGAAGAGGACCAGUCCCGAGUUUGACCCGCAAGAGGCCAUGGGGAGCGAGGUUCACUCCAUGCUGGAGAGGUUUGGAGCCGACAUCAGCAAGGCCAUGCAGGCCAAGAAGAAGCGCCUGGAGCUCCUGACCAAAACCUCCAUGAAGGAGAGCCAGCUGAAGGUGGAGCAGCUGUGGAACAACGCGCACACACACAGGAAGAAGAUGACCCAGCAGUAUUCCCAGAAGGUGACGUCGGCUCUGCAGGAGUGGGAGACCGAAGCCCAGCGCGCCGCCGAGCAGGAGGAGACCCUCAACAAUCUGUUCAGGCAGCAUCAGAAAGUCCUGCAGCAGCUGCGAGCCGCCCGGGACCAGAAGCUGAAGAGUGUGCAGGAGCUGUACGAGCUCUUCGUCAAGGACAUCGAGGACCUGGAAAAGAGUCAGGAGGCCUUCCUGCAGGGGGCGCAGCAGGAGCUGAAGAAAGAGAUGACCCUGCUGCAGAAGAAGAUCCUCAUGGACAUGCAGCAGCAACAGAUGGCCGACGUCCGCAAGUCCAUCCACUCCAUGUUGUUCUAG